CAAUCUUUAACGCUAGAUAGCGCGCUCGUCGAUCACGAAUUAGCGAACAUAAGUGAACUAUUAUUCCAUAUAAGCUUGCUUUUUUGUACAUUUAAGGUGAUCGUCGUGAACGUAGAACGUUCUGUUUUCUCAGGCAACGAGACAAAUACAAAAAGCAUCGAUAAAGAUACCGUCCAAGAGGGCUAUUCAGCCUUUUUGAUAACAUGAAUGAGUCUAAGCAAAGAACUAGCGAUAUGGAAGUAGAUGAUAAUAAUGUAGCUCCGGUGGAAGUACCAAUGGAAGUUGAUGAAGAUACAUCAGAAAGAGAUCCCAAAGCAUCUGCUAAUCUUACAAGUGCGAUCAAAGUCAUGGCAUCUUCUGGUACAGUUGGUUCAGUGUCUAUCAGUUUACACCCUUUGGUUAUCAUGAAUGUUAGCGAACAUUGGACUAGAUUAAGAGCUCAAGAAGGAACUGAACAAUUAGUAUAUGGAGCGUUAAUAGGAAAACAAAAAGGACGUAAUAUAGAGAUUAUGAAUUCCUUUGAGUUAUUGUUUACAUGCAUUGGUGAUGAUGUUAUCAUUGAUAGGGAUUAUUAUAAUACAAAAGAGGAACAAUUUAAACAAGUCUUUAGUGAAAUGGACUUUCUUGGAUGGUAUACUACAGGAGAUAUGCCUAACGAGAGAGAUAUUAGAGUACACAAACAGAUUUGUGAAAUCAAUGAAAGUCCAGUACUAUUAAAAUUGGAUCCAAGACCAAAAAAUACAGACCAAUUAUCUGUUUCCAUGUACGAGUCUGUGAUUGAUUUAGUUAAUGGAGAAGCUACUAUGCUAUUUGUUCCAUUGACUUAUACAUUAGCUACAGAAGAAGCAGAAAGGAUUGGAGUUGAUCAUGUUGCAAGAAUGUGCAGUAACGAACAGGGAGAAAGUUCUUUAGUGGCAGAACAUUUGGCAGCUCAACAUAGUGCUAUCAAAAUGUUACAUUCGAGAGUAAAAUUAGUAUUAAGAUAUGUACAAGCAGUACAAAAUGGUGAAUUAAAAGGAAAUCAUGAAGUAUUAAGAGCAGCCUGUUCUCUUGGAUAUCGUUUACCUGUUUUAAAUAAUCCUAAAUUUAGAGCUGACUUUUAUAAUCAAUGCAAUGAUUUUGGUCUGAUGACAUACUUGGGUAUUAUAACCAAAGGUUGCAAUAAUAUAAAUCAAUUUGUAAACAAAUUUAAUAUACUCUAUGAUAGACAAGGUGUUGGUCGGCGUUUGCGAAGUUUGUUUUUUUGAUAAGUGAAUGGAACUUUUUGUUUUUUUUUUUUUUUUAUACUUUCCUUUUCUUACAUCUAAUUAAGAUAAUAAACUCAGGAUUUGGAAAAUGAAAUCAUCAGUGCAAUUGGUGAGUAAAUUUUGCAGAAUGAUGGAGUAUAUUGUAUUGAAUAUGGAAUAAAGCUCUACUAAGCAGGUACACUUAA
Vespula pensylvanica (western yellowjacket) is the source of this 1432-nucleotide messenger RNA. It is a transcript of the gene CSN6, whose product is annotated as COP9 signalosome complex subunit 6. Gene Ontology annotation, cellular component: COP9 signalosome. The transcript is spliced from 6 exons. Gene Ontology annotation, molecular function: protein binding; metallopeptidase activity. Lineage: Eukaryota; Metazoa; Arthropoda; Insecta; Hymenoptera; Vespidae. The coding region runs from base 204 to 1247 and encodes 347 amino acids. The record is from RefSeq and is a predicted model, not a curated record. Gene Ontology annotation, biological process: protein deneddylation.